This is a messenger RNA of Bradysia coprophila, 6449 nucleotides long. It is a transcript of the gene Cadps, whose product is annotated as calcium-dependent secretion activator 1. The record is from RefSeq and is a predicted model, not a curated record. Lineage: Eukaryota; Metazoa; Arthropoda; Insecta; Diptera; Sciaridae. Gene Ontology annotation, biological process: synaptic vesicle exocytosis; dense core granule exocytosis.
AGUUCAAUUUAUAUGUUAGUUAGUAAAGCUCAGCUACGGUGCUUGGACACACACAUAAAAGCAAAUAAAUAUAAUCGCCCGAGUAUAUUUAAUACGAGGGAGAGAUACUGAAAUACCAAAAAAGAAAAAUGUAAUUUUGUGAUUAUUGUUUCGUAUUUAUUAAUCCAGUCAACUAAAUAAUAUUAUUUGGGAACAUCAGAGAAGGUUCUGUUUUCCUAUGGAAAAAAAACGAAAUGUGUGUUAGCGUUUGAUGUGUGUGCAAAAAAGAUAUUUUUACUCGAGUUUUUCAUUUUAAUUUUUCUCUGAUACGGAAGAAAAUUUUCGUUCCUUUUUGACUAGUGGAACAUGGCAUAAAUGUGCAAUAGAGUAAUACCCCUUUUCGCACUUCGUUCAAUCGAUGAAAAACCCCCAUAACCAGGAAUUUGGACAUUUUUUUUUCUUCAUCGUUUUGACCUCAUUCCAAAAAGUGAAAUUAUUGUUUGAAUGCGAGUCUCAUUUUUACGUUCAAAAAAACUCGUUGCUAUCCGACUGAUAAAAAGCCCCCGAAACCUCGCGUUGAAUAAUUCAAGUUUAAAAAAGGAAUAGAGAAGAGGAACAAAAAGACAAUUAAAACGCCAAGUGUGUGGCAUAACCCAACAGUGUUUCGUUUGUGAUUGUGCUUUAUCAUCGGAAAAUUGAAUAAUUUUAAAGGUCAAACUUUGUGUUUUCGAAGGCACCAAAGUGUAAAAAGAAUAUCAUUUUUAUCGUAUUAUGCAACUGGGAUAGGAGAGUGGAUAAUAUAUAGCGAUCACCACUAAGUGCCAACAAACAAAAUCAACUUUACAAAUAAUAUCCGCCCACGUUAUUUAUUGGUUUAAAUAAUGGCAGCUCAAUUAAUUUGAAACGAAGCAUAAAACCUAAAUUCUAAUCAAAACUAAAUUGCUCAGUCGUGUUACCGUAAUUAGUUGAACGCGAACACGAAAUGAUUGAUCCCAGUUCAAGCGAAGAAGAGAGUGAUGAGGAUCAAGGAGGAAGAGGAAGUGGGAAACAUUCAACACCAAAUCACCAUCAUCCCAAACAUGCAUCACAUCCGAAAUCCGCGUCUGGACCCGGCGCCAAUCAACAUAUGGCUGGUCCAGGCGGUGUCGGUAGACAAAAUUUGCAUGCGACUGGUGGUGGCGGUCAUGAUGGAGGUAGUAUGUCCGGAAAUGCGAUGGGACCAGGCGCAACCGCUGCACAGCAUAUGAGUCAUCAUACAGCACCGAAUCAUCAGCCGCAUCACAGUCAUCCGAAUGCAAAGGAAUUACAAAAUUCACAUUUGCAUCAUGGUGGUAGUGAUACGUCCGGUAGUUUGGAAGUGCCGAAUAAUGCAAUGCCGAGUGGUGCUUCACAGGAAACUCUUAGUCAAAGCGUGGGCUCAUCAAGAGCCAAUUCCUUACCUAGACCAAUGUCGCCUUCUCCGUCCGUUGCAAGCGAUAAAAAUAACGGCGGUGAUUUACAUGAAAAACAAGAACGCGAGGAAGAGGAGCGUAAACGACGCAUUCAAUUGUACGUGUUUGUGUCUAGGUGCAUAUCGUAUCCGUUCAAUGCGAAACAACCCACAGACAUGACACGUAGACAAAUUAAAAUUACAAAACAUCAACUGGAAACGAUUACAUCCCGAUUUCAGGCCUUUCUGAAAGGUGAAACGCCAAUUAUGGCGGACGAGGCAUUCCAAAAUGCUGUACAAAGUUAUCACGAUGUUUUCUUAAAAUCGGAUCGUGUAGUUAAGAUGGUUCAAUCUGGUGCCUGUUCGCAGCAUGAUUUUCGCGAAGUAUUUCGAAACAAUAUCGAGAAAAGAGUGCGAUCAUUGCCUGAAAUCGAUGGUUUAAGCAAAGAAACUGUUCUGACGUCUUGGAUGGCGAAAUUUGAUUGCAUAUUGAAAGGAACGGGAGACGAAGAUACGAAACGGCCAUCACGUAUGCAGCAACCUUUAAACAGCGAGCUUAUACUUACCAAAGAGCAGCUGUUCGAUAUGUUUCAGCAAAUUUUGGGUGUGAAAAAAUUCGAACAUCAAAUAUUAUACAACGCAUUGAUGCUUGACUCGAACGAUGAACAAGCCGCUGCCAUUCGUCGCGAAUUGGAUGGUCGAAUGCAACGCGUUGCCGAAAUGGAGAAAAAUCGAAAAUUAAUGCCAAAAUUUGUGCUCAAAGAAAUGGAAUCGUUGUACAUUGAAGAACUCAAAUCAUCGAUCAAUUUACUGAUGGCAAAUCUGGAAUCAUUGCCGGUGUCCAAGGGGUCCAUGGAUUCGAAAUUUGGAAUGCAAAAGUUUAAGCGGUACAAUCACAGCACUCCAUCUUUUCUAAAAAUGAUACUCCGUUCCCAAGGAUCACUUGCUAAGUUAGAAGGUGAUUCGACCGACAGUGAUACACAGUUGACGAAAUUGGACGUUGUGCUGACGUUCCAAUUGGAAGUGGUCGUUAUGGAAGUGAAGGGACUGAAGUCACUAGCACCAAAUCGAAUCGUUUAUUGCACAAUGGAGGUGGAAAGUUUUGAAAAAUUGCAAACCGAUCAGGCCGAAGCAUCGAAACCAAUGUGGGAUACACAAGGUGACUUUACAACAACCCAUCCUCUUCCUGUGGUAAAAGUGAAGCUUUACACCGAAAAUCCUGGAAUGCUGGCAUUAGAAGAUAAGGAAUUGGGCAAAGUCACACUGAAACCAACUCCUUUAUCUGGAAAAUCACCUGAAUGGUAUCGAAUGACUGUGGCCAAAAAUUGCGCCGAUCAAGAUUUGAAAAUAAAAAUUGCCUGUCGCAUGGACAAACCGUUGAAUAUGAAGCAUUGUGGAUAUUUGUACGCGAUCGGCAAGGGUGUGUGGAAGAAAUGGAAGAAACGUUAUUUUGUACUGGUGCAAGUGUCACAAUAUACCUUCGCAAUGUGCAGUUACAAGGAGAAAAAGUCUGAACCAUCCGAAAUGAGUCAGCUCGAUGGCUAUACGGUAGAUUACAUUGAAGCAGCGAGUGCAAAUUUAAUGGUGGGCAUGGAUUUGGAGGGAGGUCGUUACUUUUUUAAUGCAGUUCGUGAGGGUGAUAGCAUUUUAUAUGCAAGUGACGAUGAGAAUGAAUGCAGUUUAUGGGUAAUGGCAAUGUAUCGAGCAACAGGACAAUCUCACAAGCCCACACCACCGUUGACGCAGGACAAAAAUUCGACGAUUUCUAAAAUACAAGGCGAUGCGGAUAAAGCUCGAAAGCAUGGAAUGGAAGAUUUUAUCAGUGCCGAUCCAUGUACGUUUGAUCACGCGAAUCUGUUCCGAAUGUUGCAGAAUCUGACGCUGGAUUAUCGGUUAAAUGAUCCAUAUGCGUCGCUGGGCUGGUUCAGUCCUGGACAAGUAUUUGUGUUGGACGAAUACUGUGCAAGAUAUGGUGUACGCGGCUGCUAUCGUCACCUGUGUUACUUAUCCGAUCUAUUAGAGCGUGCUGAACGCAACCAUAUGAUCGAUCCGACGCUGAUCCACUACUCAUUUGCCUUUUGUGCCAGUCAUGUACAUGGUAAUCGUCCCGACGGGGUCGGUAGUAUAGCUACAGAAGAAAAAGAUCGAUUCCAAGUAAUCAAAGAUCGAUUGCGACAUCUACUUGAGCUACAAAUUACCAAUUUUCGGUUCUCGUUCCCGUUUGGCCGACCGGAAGGUGCCCUUAAAGCGACACUUUCAUUAUUGGAGAGAGUGCUAAUGAAAGAUAUCGUGACGCCUGUACCACCUGAAGAAGUGCGACUUAUGAUAAAAAAGAGUCUGGAAACAGCGGCGUUGGUGAACUACACUCGUUUGUCGGGAGAGGCUAAAAUUGAAGACGAUUUGCGUGGCGAAGUUAUCGUUCCACCAGCGAAGAAAUUGGAAGAUUUAAUUCAUUUGGCCGAACUGUGCGUUGAUCUGUUGCAGCAGAAUGAAGAACAUUAUGCAGAGUUACGAAAACAUGAACCGGAAGUCAACCAAGAGCAGCCUAAUACGACGGACGGGGCUAAUGCUAACAGUGUUGCAACAGCUCCAGUCGCUGGCAACUCGCCAGCUGCUACAGCUGGUCCAUCUUCUGCUAUCGUCAAGCAAAAGUCGCAGGCUUCGCCGGUUCCAUAUCGAUAUUGCAUGCCAACGCAUGCGGUCUACACUCCCCCAGUACCAACGGCAUUUGCAUGGUUCAGUGAUUUAUUGGUCGAACAUGCCGAAAUAUUUUGGUCAUUGUUUGCAGUCGAUAUGGAUCGGGUAUUGUCCGAACAACCGCCGGACACGUGGGACUCAUUUCCGUUGUUCCAGAUACUCAACGAUUACUUGCGAACGGAUGACAAUCUGAAAAAUGGAAGAUUUCAUCAGCAUCUACGUGAUACAUUUGCUCCAUUAGUUGUUCGUUAUGUUGAUUUAAUGGAAUCAUCCAUCGCACAAUCGAUUCAUAAAGGUUUUGAAAAGGAGAGAUGGGAGAGCAAAGUAAAUGACGGAGUCCGUUGUUCAAUUUCUAUGAUUAGUAAAACCAUUCAUGCUUACAGUAAUGGCUGUGCGACGUCCGAGGAUCUAUUUUGGAAAUUAGAUGCCCUGCAAUCAUUUAUAAGGGACUUGCACUGGCCGGAUGCCGAAUUCCGUCAACAUCUUGAACAACGAUUGAAACUGAUGGCAUGCGAAAUGAUCGAGUCUUGCAUUCAACGCACAGAAGGAGCAUAUCAGUCAUGGCUGAAGAAGAGCGUUACAUUCAUAUCCACAGAUUAUAUAAUUCCUACUGAAAUGUGUGCAAUGAUCAACGUUAUACUCGAUGCGAAAAAUCAAAGUUUUAAGCUUUGCGCAGUAGACGGUAUCGAUGUGCAUCAAUAUCACACUAAAAUUGACGACCAAAUCGACAAAACAUUGGCCGCUAUGAAUCAGGGAGUAAUCAGUAAACUGAUGUCGGUAUUAGAAGCGUCGCUAUCGAAAUUAUCUCGUUACGAUGAAGGUAGUCUAAUCGGAUCAAUAUUAAGCUUUACGAAUGUCUCCGGGUCUGGCAAGGACUUGGGUCAGGGAUAUGUUAAUUUUGCUAGAAACAAUAUGGACCAAAUACGCGGUAAAGUAAAUGACGAACUUUGGAUAUUGACUUUCUUCGAACAGUGGUACACAUCCCAGAUAAAUAUCUUGUGCAAUUGGCUGUCCGAACGACUGGAUCACUCCUUACAUUUCUAUCAGUGUACGUGUUUGGCUCACAUAGUCAAGAAAGUUUAUUCGGACUUUGAAUUGCAAGGCGUAAUGGAAGAUAAAUUGAACUCAAAGGCAUAUCAAACGGUUGCACAACGAAUGCAAACUGAAGAAGCGACUUGUGCCCUAACAAUGCCAUCGCAAGGCGAUGACGGAGAUGUUGCAUUCGAUGGCGACGACGGCGAUGGUGAGCGUGCCGCUCCGGCAGCAUCGGCAAAGGCGAAAGUUAUGGAAUCACUGGGCGAAGACGGAAAUCUUAAUAUAAGUAAUGUAACGAAUGUGGUGGUUGGACGUGUUGGAAAUUUAUUUGGUAAAAGUAUCGGUGGUAUAAGUUCAAAAUUGGGAGGUGGAGGUUGGUUUUAGGAUCAUAUUUUAGUUUUUAGUUUUCAAUUUAAAUUCGGUACUUUAAGUUAUUUGUUUGUCAGUUCAUUACAGCAUUAACAAUAAUGUGCAGUUGUUAAAUAAUCAGAAACGAUUUCGAUUUUACGGCGGUAUUCAAAAUUUGAUUUUUUUUCUCAUUUUUUUUAAACGAUAUACCAUUCCAGUAAGAGAUUAUGUUUCUCAGUUUUCGGGUGGAUUUAUCAUCAUUUUAAUGCAUAGAAAUAAGAAGUGGUAGUUUUUGGGAUGUAGCCAAAUUAUAUAAAUGAUAGAACAUACAGUUGAAUGCUAAAAAAUGAAUUGGUCACGAAAGGCUUAGUAUGGAAAAGAAAAAUUUUCAUUUUCGUGAUGUCACAGAAAAAAGUUUUCCUCGAAAUUUUGCGGAUAAAAGGAAACUCUUGAAAGUUUAAAAACAGCUAUGCAACGUCAUCUAGAUUGUAGAAGUAAUUAAAAUUCAAAUAAUGCGCAACAAUAUGAUAGCUCAGUAAAAUUAGAAACGAUUUUAAGAAGUUGUGUUGAAGCUAGAUCGAUCUUUUUCGGUAGAAUAUUCUUUUCCUAGCCCAUUUUUGACCGAAUUUCUCCUAAAAGUAUUCUCAAAUGACUUUCUAGAGAACAAAAAUGUUUUGCCAAAAUCAAAUUUAAAAGCGUCCGCUCUUUAAGAAAUUUUAAUGCUAAAAAAUGUAGACACAAAUAAAAUAGAAAAAUUAAUUUUUAACAAGGAAUACAACUCCAACGAUUCCAUUUUAAAUAUCGUAGCUGAAAAUUGGACAAGGAACAAAUAAUAAUGUCUUCAAAUUUCUGUUUUGUAUAAAAUUUGUUCGAAAGAAACCGAUAACAACAGCUACUUUGGUAGACUAUUAAUAUAUCCUUUGCAACUGUAUGAAUCAGAGAAAAUCGAAUUCACUGACAA